Salvia miltiorrhiza (redroot sage) is the source of this 1586-nucleotide messenger RNA. RefSeq lists its product as uncharacterized. Bases 194 to 1303 code for a protein of 369 amino acids. Gene Ontology annotation, cellular component: cytoplasm. The record is from RefSeq and is a predicted model, not a curated record. The transcript has a single exon. NCBI's taxonomy places the organism in Eukaryota, Viridiplantae, Streptophyta, Magnoliopsida, Lamiales, Lamiaceae.
AAGAAGUAUUUCCGACGAUUAAUUAUUUAUGAAGUGGGCUUAGAAUUUAAGAGUCCAAUUAGUUUUGGGCUUGCAUCCCAAAUCAUAAGCUAAAAAUAAACAAAGGCACCCGAAUUCAUCAUCUUUAGAGAGAAGAAAAAAAGAAAAAGAAAUUGAAGUACAAUCUUCAACGUAACUGAAUCCUCCAAUUGCCAUGAAUUUCUUCAAAUCCAUUAUAACAGACGAUCAGGAAGCUCCGACUUCCGAAUCCGACCCGGAUUCACCCGGCGGAGUGAGCAAUCCCAACGACGCCGAUGAUGCCUGGAGUUUCGGGGGUUUCGUCAGAUCUUUCUCGAUGCAAUCCGAAUCCGUGAUCGAGGCGUACCGCAGAGAUCUCCAGGAAUUCGGGUCGGGUCUCAAGAAAGAGACCGAAAUUCUCCGGGAGACGGCCAGCCGCGCCGUCAAGGACCUGCCGGCUUCGCUCGAAGCCGCACAGGGGGCAAUCGACGUGGUGCUGAAAUCGACGGCGAGUAUGAUCAAUAAAGAAGCGCUGGGGUUUUCUUCGGACGGCGAGUCCGAGAUGCCGGGGACGAAUCGGAGCCUGAAUUCGGGUCGCUACAGUCGGUUCGAGGCGCAGCUGAUCGCGAUUCAGAGUGAUUUGAAUACUUUCUGCAUGGAGCCGGAGGAUGCGGAGGAUUACGGGAAGUGGAAACUAGGGUUUGAAUUGGGGGAUUAUGAGGAUGCGAUCGAGGGUUUGAUCGGGGAAAAUGGGAUUAUGGAGGGUAUUUAUGGGAAGGCCGUUCCCAAUGCUGUUGAUCAGGACACAUUUUGGUGUAGGUACUUUUACAGAGUGGAGAAGCUCAAGCAGCAAGAAAAAAUGAGGGCGAGUAUCGUGAAGAUGGCGAUUUCGAAUGAUGAUGAUGAGGAUUUGUCGUGGGAUGUCGAUGAUGAUGAUGAUGUAGCUAGUGAUGGGAAGUCGAAAGGCAAAACUGAGGCCGUUGAUGGGGAAAAGGUUGAGUUGAGUGAGAAGAGUGGUGUGCAUGAGAGAGAGGGGAAGAGUGGAACAGUUGAUGAAGAUGGGAAUGAUGAGAAAGUGGGUGUGGAGAAGAAAGGUGAGGAGGUGGUGGUGUCGAAUCAGGAGGAGGAUUUGGGGUGGGACGAAAUCGGGGACAUUGGUAGUGGCCAUGAGAGGAAAACCUCGGCCGCUCAUGGUGGUGGGAACCCGAAGAAAGACGACUUACGGAAGCCGUUGGCUGUGGAAGAAGAUGACGAUGACGAUUUGAAUUGGGGUAUUGAGGAUGAUGAUGAGCCCGUGAAAGCUUAAUGGCCGAUAAAUGUUUAGUAAUGUAAUUAUGAAUUUGGUUUGCAGUGGAAUUCUGGGAUAGAAGAUUCAGUAACGGCUUCUCCAAGUAAAUAUCAGGACAGGAACAUAAAUGAAUUAAUCUGAUUAUUUGUUUCAUUAUUUCUCAUUCGUUUGCGUUUCUUUGUGAAUUUAAUGGAACUGUUGGUUUCCAUUUGUGGUAAAGCUCCACUCUGUUCUGUUCAUGAUUAAUUUUAAACAAGUGUGUUGUGGUAUUCUUUUUCAACUAAAUUCUGCUCUUAUGUUC